GGUAAAAGGCUGACGCUGAGGAACCGGGAUGUCCACACAGCCAGAGCCGCAGUCAGAGAGAGAGAGAGAGAGAGAGAGAAAGAGAGAGAGAGAGACCUUGGCGGUGACACAUCUGCUCUAGGCUGGAAUCACAUGAACAAAAGAUUGACUGAAAAAUAUUUCUCUAAAUGUGGCUUUCGCUCCGUUUCCCUUUCACGUUUGACGCCAAACGCGUAAAAGCUCAAUUUUGGCUGCGAGGACUCGAGGCGACACACGGACUUCUGAAGACUUUUUCCAAGAAGCCCUCGCAGAAGUCUCAAAGUGACUUUUUUCCUCUCUCUCUCGGCUGGAGCUCAGGAGCCAACGCUCUGUAAACUGUUGGAAAUCUGCUUUUUUUUGUAAAUCGUGUCGUCACGGGCUUUUUUUUAAAAUUUUAUUUUACGCACGCGGAACUGCAACCCGACGCGUCUGGAUAUGCAUACCCGGCGAUUUAUUUGAAUUGGACAGAUAACAGAGCAGUCGACAGCUUAAAGAAUUUACUGAGAAGUAAAAUAAAGAAGAAGAUAAAUCAGCUUCUUGUGCCGGAACCGAGGAGAUUAAAGAAGAGCAGAGCGGGUUCACGGUGAAGAUCGGGGAAGUUGAGUAUCUGUGGACGCACUGUGGCGCACAGAUGGUGUUCCUGUGGGAUGCGAAAUACGACCCAGCCCCCGGCCGGCGCUACACUCCCCCCUCCACCACCCUCGCCUCCGGGGGGAAGAUGGCCGAGGCCCUGCCCCUGGGGGCCCAGGAGGCCGGAGGCGGGGCUGCGCUGGUGGGCAAACUGCGCAUGGCAGACCGCGGCAUGGUGGAGGUGAUCUCGGAUCAUCCGGGAGAGCUGGUGAAGACCGACAGUCCCAACUUCCUCUGCUCUGUGCUGCCGACCCACUGGAGGUGUAACAAGACUCUACCCAUCUCUUUUAAGGUGGUUGCCUUGGGCGACAUCCCAGACGGCACCUUGGUGACGGUGAUGGCGGGAAACGACGAAAACUACUCGGCGGAGCUCCGCAACGCCACGGCCGCCCUCAAGAACCAAGUGGCCCGAUUCAACGACCUGCGCUUUGUCGGCCGCAGUGGAAGAGGGAAAAGUUUCACUCUGACCAUCACAGUGUUCACCAACCCUCCUCAAGUGGCCACAUACCAAAGAGCCAUUAAAAUUACAGUGGACGGUCCGAGAGAGCCACGGCGUCAUCGUCAAAAGAUGGACGAGGUCAAAGCCGGCUCGCUGGCGUUCUCCGAGAGGCUCACGGAGCUGGAGCACCUGAGGCGGAGCUCGAUGAGGGUGACGCCUCCUCACCACCACCACCAUCAACCGUCAGCCACCAGCCGCCAAUCUGCAGCACUCAACUCUGCAGCAUUCUCCAGUCCCACGCACACUCAGAUAACUGCCGAUUCCAGACAAAUGCAGUCGUCUCCAUCUUGGUCCUACGACCAAUCGUAUCCCUACCUUGGCCAAAUAACCACACCUAGUGUCCACACAGCCAACCCCCUUUCGCCUGGCCGCUCCUCACUCAGUGACUUGUCCUCAAGGCUCACAGGUCCUGACCUCACAGCCUUUGGUGACCCCAGGAUGACCUUAGAGCGAUCUUUCAGUUCCCUUCCCUCUUUGCAGGACUCCCGCUUCUCCGACCCCCGCGUGCACUACCCCACCACAGCGGCUGCUUUCACCUACACCCCCUCCCACAACCCUGUCUCCAACAGUGCCCUCGGCAUCACCAUGGCAACUGCCAUGGCGACCACCCCAGCAGGGAGGUACCACACCUACCUGCCUCCCCCCUACCCUGCAAACACCCCCCACCAGGCUCAGAACGGGCCUUUCCAGUCCACCUCCUCGCCGUAUCACCUGUACUACUCCACCGCUGCUGGAUCGUACCAGUUCUCCAUGAUGGCUGGAGGAGGCGGCUGCGGCGGUGACUCGCGCUCCCCUCCGAGGAUCCUGCCACCGUGCACCAACGCCUCCACGGGCUCCUCCCUCAUGCACCCCUCCUUGCCCAAUCAGAAUGAAGGAGUGGGCGUUGAGGUGGAGUCAAGCCAUAGUAGCUCGCCGACAAACAUGGCAGCUGCCGAAGCCGUCUGGAGACCUUACUGAACCAGCCAAAGAGGCAGAGGAGGCUCUGAAUGAUGCUCACUGGACAUCACCCCCUGGUCAUAUGAAGACACUGAAGGCAUAAAUACACACCCGUUCAAAAUAUGAUAAUAAUGAAUUCAACAACAUGAAGAGCCUUAAGUCAGUAUAAAAAUAAUUUACAGGUUAGGGAGAGUCUGAUGCUAUUCUACAUUUUUGUAAUUGUCAACAACACAAACAAUAUAUUGACACAAAUAUAUAUAUAUAAUUUUUUCAAAACAGUUACCUCCAGUAAAACAGGAGGAAGUGGUGCAUUUGUUGGGGACUAUUGAACAAUGGAGGAAUCACAUAUAUCAGACUUUGGAAACAUGCGGUCCCUGGAUGCCGUCUGUGGAUUUUGUCUACGAAAAAUAUUGAAUAUCAACAGACUUAUCCUGUCAGGGAACAUCAGUGAGACAGACAUAUUAAAACUUGGUUUUGCACCAUUAUCCUUAAUUACAGAAAACUUGAAUAUAGAUUUUGGGACCCCCAGUAACCACCAGGUAAACAACCAACAGGUAGCCGGAUUUAAUGCUGUGGCAGAUCAGUGUAUAUUGAUUGUUACCUACUGAUGACUUUCUCAUUUUUAGAAUUCUGGCGACGUUUUAUUUGACCCAUACUUAUGCUGAAACAUUGAUUAUUGGUUUCUAAUUACUAGUACUGGAUGUCAUCAUAUGACCAGGUGCCGAAUGUGUGAGUGUCUUUCAAACGGGCUACUGACAGAGAAGAAUGUUGGUCAAUGAGGAACAGGCCGAAAUGACUGACGGGUGUAUUGGCCAACAGACAGCUCCCAACCCAGCCUCACGGCAGGAUACACGGUGGAGGACCUAAUCGUGAACGUGAAUGGAAAGAAGCGCUGACACUGACAAAGUGCAUGCAGCCGCACUGGACUGAUCUCAAUUCAGCUCCCCUUGUACAUUGACAGGAUUUUGUCCUCAUAAACGUUGUCGUUGUUGUGACUAGAUUAUUGGCUCAUCCUUUGCGCAAAUGUGGGAGUGGCCUGUUUGUGUUUACCUUCACCCCUCCAUCCAUCUUUGUUCCCCCCAUGCUGUUACCACGCCUCUAUCGUUCACUCUCGACAUUUUCAGAAGAACUGAGCCCACUGAACGUGUCUGCUUCACUCACUGAGGUUGUUUUUAUGACCUCUGAAUCAAAUCUGGACAAAAAGAACAGCCAGGAGGUUGAUUGGUUCCAUAUUUAUUAACGAGGGUCCUAACGAGACUGGAUUCUAAUGAGACCUUAAUGAGAUUUGUCAGCGGUUUAAAAGCUCUAAAUUAUGUCUCAGAUGUUUUUUGCAGCGGAAACCAUCGGUGUUCCAUCGGCAAUUUCGCUCCGAGAUGACUUAUCCAGGGCUCCAAACCUCUCUGUUCACUGCUGAAUGACUUAUUUCCUCACUGCACUGAGAAAUCGUUGCAGUAAGAAGUUCUGUAAACGUGUUAAUUUAUUCCUACAACGCCAUUUUUGGUAGCAUUUUGUGUCUGUUCCUAUGUGUGCGAGUGUUUGUGUGAGUGUGUGUCACUUUUUUACCCAUGAUCCACAGUUAAUUUGUACUGUAUAUAGCCAUGGCUGUAAAUGACGCUGCAUUUUUAACAUGGUUUCAUCAUCCCUUCUUCGCUUUGUCUCUCAUACACACAAACACACAAACACAGAAAAACACACGUUUUAUUUUGAACCUGUUGAUAGUGCACAUUUGGUUGUGAUUUAUAUAAAUAGUCUUUCGAGGAAAAUACA
This is a messenger RNA of Scophthalmus maximus (turbot), 3850 nucleotides long. It is a transcript of the gene runx1, whose product is annotated as RUNX family transcription factor 1. Gene Ontology annotation, cellular component: nucleus. The transcript has 8 exons. Gene Ontology annotation, biological process: hemopoiesis; neuron differentiation; regulation of transcription by RNA polymerase II. The record is from RefSeq and is a predicted model, not a curated record. Bases 650 to 2104 code for a protein of 484 amino acids. Gene Ontology annotation, molecular function: ATP binding; RNA polymerase II cis-regulatory region sequence-specific DNA binding; DNA-binding transcription factor activity, RNA polymerase II-specific. Lineage: Eukaryota; Metazoa; Chordata; Actinopteri; Pleuronectiformes; Scophthalmidae.